AUGUGGUGCAAAGCACCCUGCCCUUGCCCGGCGGGUGUUCUGCCGGGCGGCAGCUUCCAGCGAUCAUCGGCUGGGCAUGUAUCCAGACAACCUUUAUCUGUCAAAAAGCAGGUUGCAAUAGCUCUGUAUAAAUUAGUAAGUUGUGCCGAGUACAGAGUCGUUGGCGAUGUGAUGGGUGUUCAUAAAUCGACAGUUCGAAAGUGCUUAUGUAGAGUGACCAUCACCAUUAACAACGUUAUGGUACAAGAUAACAUAUUUAUGCCUUCUGAAAAUGAAGCUCAGUUCAUAUCGCUCCAAUUUAAAAAAAGAAGCUUUAUUCCACAAUUGAUUUGGUGUAUUGACGGAACACACAUCCCAAUUACCGCACCACAUGAAGGUUAUCGAGACUUUGUGAAUAGGAAAGGAUGGACAUCAUAUAAUAUAAUGACUGUUGUCGAUCACAAUGGAAGGUUCAGAAAUGUUGUAAUAAAAUAUCCUGGGAGCACGAUGCUGCCGUAUUCAAGGAUAGUAGCAUAUACAAGAAUGCACAGACCAUUAUUCCUCAGACAUCUAAAAACAUCGAUGGUGUGGAUAUACAUGAUUGUAGGUGACUCAGCUUAUCCUAUAUUACCGUGGUUCAUCAAAGGCUAUUUAGGCACAUUAUCAUCAGAAGAAGAGAUUCUUUUAAUGUAUAUUUGA
Messenger RNA from Camponotus floridanus (Florida carpenter ant), 678 nucleotides. RefSeq names its product protein ALP1-like. The coding region runs from base 1 to 678 and encodes 225 amino acids. The transcript is spliced from 4 exons. The record is from RefSeq and is a predicted model, not a curated record. NCBI's taxonomy places the organism in Eukaryota, Metazoa, Arthropoda, Insecta, Hymenoptera, Formicidae.